Molecule: messenger RNA, 3157 nt
Organism: Gadus morhua (Atlantic cod)
Lineage: Eukaryota; Metazoa; Chordata; Actinopteri; Gadiformes; Gadidae
Gene: pdha1b
Product: pyruvate dehydrogenase E1 subunit alpha 1b
Exons: 13
Coding region: 91-1455 (454 amino acids)
Biological process (GO): pyruvate decarboxylation to acetyl-CoA
Cellular component (GO): intracellular membrane-bounded organelle
Molecular function (GO): pyruvate dehydrogenase (acetyl-transferring) activity
Source: RefSeq, a predicted model, not a curated record
CGGGCGGCUUUCCGUGACGAACAGCAACACGUCCAGCCGCCAUAGCGUUUCACUGUAAUCCAUUUGGUUGCCCGCCGUGCAGUUAGUAGUAUGAAAAACAUGUUAACCGCAAUCUCUAACGCGUUGUGUAGAAUCACUGGCAGCAAUGUGGGGGCCCAAACAGUGUCUGAGUUCCUGAUUGGCCAGUCAGAGCUCGUCAAUUUAACCUCACCUGCAGCAUCUGCCUUGGCAACCACCACCAAGCGACAACCGCCUAAGCCCCCACCAGUUAAUACUAAAGCAUCUGAAGCAGAGCUAGUUACAGAGCAGCCCACACUGCUAUCGGAUCCAGGGGCCAGGGCAGUAGUGUCGUCACGCGCUUUCGCAGACUUCACGCCGAAGGCGAGCUUUGAAAUCAAGAAAUGCGACGUGCACCGCCUGGAAGAGGGCCCACCAGGGCAGGCGGAGCUGACCCGGGAGCAGGGCCUGCACUACUACCGCACCAUGCAGACCAUCCGCCGCAUGGAGCUGAAGGCCGACCAGCUGUACAAGCAGAAGAUCAUCCGGGGCUUCUGCCACCUCUACGACGGCCAGGAAGCAUGCGCCAUGGGCAUAGAAGCAGCCAUCAACCCCACCGACCACGUCAUCACAGCCUACCGCGCACACGGCUACACCUACACCCGGGGGGUGCCUGUCAAGCAGAUCUUGGCUGAACUCACCGGCCGUAAAGGGGGCAUCGCCAAAGGCAAGGGUGGCUCAAUGCACAUGUACGCACCAAACUUCUACGGCGGUAAUGGCAUCGUUGGAGCGCAGGUGCCUCUGGGAGCAGGUAUUGCCUUGGCAUGCAAGUACCUGGGCAACAACCAGGUGUGUGUUACGCUCUAUGGAGACGGAGCAGCCAAUCAGGGCCAGAUCUUUGAGGCGUACAACAUGGCGGCCCUGUGGAAGCUGCCGUGCAUCUUCAUCUGUGAGAACAACAAGUACGGCAUGGGCACGUCGGUGGAGCGGUCCUCCGCCAGCACCGACUACUACCGCAGGGGGGACUACAUACCGGGACUCCGGGUGGACGGUAUGGACGUGCUGUCCGUCAGAGAAGCCACCAAGUUCGCUGCGGACCAUUGCAGAGCUGGAAAGGGCCCCAUCCUCAUGGAGCUGGAAACCUACCGUUACCAUGGCCACAGCAUGAGUGACCCGGGGGUCAGCUAUCGCACACGAGAGGAGAUCCAGGAAGUGCGCAGUAAGAGCGACCCCAUCUCCAUGCUGAAGGACCGCAUGCUCAGCAACAAGAUGGCUGCCAUGGAGGAGUUUAAGGAAAUGGACUCCGAGAUCAGGAAGGAGAUCGAGGAGGCGGCUCUGUUCGCCACGUCGGACCCCGAGCCCCCGCUGGACGCCCUGUGCGACCACAUCUUCCACAACGAUCUGCCGCUGGAGGUCCGCGGGACCACCCCCUGGUCGAAGCUGAAGUCCAGCAGCUAGACGCGCAGCCCCCUCAUCCCCGUCCAGUGUAUAGUCCUCGAAGGAAGAGUUUCAUUUUAAACCUGGGCUUCCCGGCAACGGUUGUUCAUGGAUUGUUGUUCAAGUUAUUUAUGGGAGGUGAGGAGUCACCCAGGUUCCUUAGAAUCAGGUUAAAGUCGCACCAAAGGCUGCAGGGUUAAAGUAGCAUGGUGAAACAUUCAGAACACAGUGCCAAUGUGUUUUUCUUGUUCAUCAUAGGUAGUGAGGCAGACUGGCAAGUGUAGAUGCCCUCCUAACCCAGGGCCAGACCAGCUUUUAACCCCUAGUCUACUCGUGACCAGGAAAGUCUCCUCUUUUUUUUUUUAACAUCAGAAAUUCCUUCUCAUGACUGAGCCCUUUGGCAGUAGUGAGUUGCACCGUCCGCUCUUUGUGGGUGGUGCAUUUUUCCAACUUAGAUGGCAACCUGUUCACAUAUUGACAAUUUCAAUAGAUUUAUGCAGCGUUGAAUCCUUUUUCUUUUUGUGGACCUCUGUGCGUGGUUCACAUUCCCUUCCUCCUCGGUCCACAAAAGUCUGUCUCGCACCGUUGUGAGAGGUCAACCAGGGGGCUGCGUGGGGGUCUUCUUCCACGGCGGUGCCUCUAGUCAUGGUUUUUAAAUGAAACUCUUCUUGUGCUUUGACCCAACAUCGACUCCCUUUGACCUGACGAGCCAGAGAGUUGUUGUGGUAGAUUACAGAACUCGGUAGACCACUGCCUCAUAGUGCACCUUUUCCAAACUGUUCCUGAAGCGGUGUCUGUUAUUUAUUUAUCUCAUAAGGAUACAUUAUCAUAACUAUAUGAAAAGUUACUGUCGCCUGACUGCGUCAGAUUAGUGCAAUCUUUACUAUUUAUGAACUAGGAUCUAUUCUAGCCUUGCUGUGUUGACCCUAUCCAGCGGCUGUGAUUGGCACCUGGGUCUUCCCAGGUUGUCUCCUUUUUAUAAUUUAUUUUUAGCUUAUUGUUCAGUGUACUACUGGCUGUGGUUUUAAGCUGUGGCGCUGAUUAUGUUGCAAGUAUGUAACUGCUGGACCGUUGCAUUCCUAACAAAGUACUUGGAUCCCCGCAUGAUAUUCACAUCCAUCUACCCGUGGGAUUCAUAUGUGGCCAUGGUUUAUUCAUUUAGAUUUAUUUCCUUGUAUGAAACAAGCUUUCAACAAUUUAUUAGAUUGUUUCGUUUUAAGUCCUCUGAUCUGGCUCUUUGAUACCAUGUGCCCUGUUCAGGAUUUCCUGAUUUGGUUGUGUUGCACUUUAUCUCAUUAUUUAAUUUGUUUAUAUAUAGGUGCGGAAAAAAUCUUGACAAUUUUUAUUUUGCUCCAACCUUGCACUGAAACAAACGGCACUGACUUAAUAUAUAUACAUGAUUCCACUCAUCAGAAGUCAUCUCUGGGUCGAGCUAAUGCAUUAACAGAUGGUUGGUGCAAAGCAAGGAGGACUUCAAUGUUCUGGAUGCAGAGUUUCUACCUCUAGGUCCAGGGCAUAAUGUCCCACCAUGGAGCUGCACUGUGGGUCAGCUCAAGAGUUGGCCGUUGGCUCUCUGAGGCAAUGAGAACCACAGCUCUAUACAGUCCACCCAUCCCCCUCCUUAAAGCUGUACAUUAGCUGUAAAGAUUUAAGAUAUUUAUGCAGUUUAUGUUGGAAACAGUGUAAAGUGAAUAUUGCAAUAAAGUUUACUUUCAAUAUUUUA